UUCUCUCUCUCUCUCUACCCCUAUCACCUCCUCUUUCAUCUCUCUCCUCAAAAAUCCUCCCAUCACUCUAGGGUUUCUGCAAAUCUCACCUCCAUACCUAUGAAUAAGGUUCGAACCCGAUUCGGCCGCCUUCGUGGGCGAGCUUCUUGCGUGCUCCGACCUCGGCUUCCGGAGGCUGGGGUCGGAUUCGUCGUCCGGAGAGGGCUCCGGACGGAUCACGCCGUGGAAACCGCGCUCGUCGACAUGUACACGAAGUACGGCUCGUUGCUCCGCGCCCAGGCGCUCUUCGAGGGGGCGGGCGCCCGUGACAGGAUCCUCUGGAACGCUAUGAUUGCGGGGUACGGUAUCCACGGGCGAGGAGAGGAGGCGCUUUCAGUUUUCCGCCGAACAAUCGGGGCGCCGGAUGAGGAGGCGAAGGUGAAGAUGCUGCGUAACCACAGGGAGAGGCUGGCUAUUGCGUUCAGGAUUCUGAAGACUAGGCGGGGGAUUAGGCUGUUGUCUGUUGAUCACGAAGAAGCUGAAAGUGUGUGGGGAUUGGCAUGAGGCGAUCAAGUUUAUGUUGAUUGUUGCAGAGAGAGAGAUUGCUGUGCCUGUGAGGGAUAUGAAGAGAGAAAGAAGGGGAGUUGUUCUUGCGGAGAGCAAUGAUUUGAGGAAGAUGAAGACGAAGCGUGUUUGCGUUUUCCUCUUUUUUGUAGUAACACUAACAUAUACUCCCUCCGUCUCCUAAUACAUGUCUCGUUUUGUCAAUCAGCCCAGCCCUUAGAAUCGCAAAUAGUGUUUCUGUGUUUUCUUGUUUACAGAGACUGAAUAAGAUUGAGAAAGAGACGAUGGAGAAACAGAGUAGAGAAAGGAAAGAGAAACUAGGGUGUUGAAAAUGAAAUAUAAUUAUGACCUCGGGAAACAGUGACCACAUUUAAUCCCAUUUCUUGUUUGUGUGAUUAUUAGUUUAGGAAUAUAUACUGAUAUUUGUUCUUCUUGAACAAUGUUUUAAGGUAAAUUACUGUAGUACUACUAUUUAACUUUCAUAGUAUUUUAUUUGUAUAAUAACAUAUAUUAUAUCAACCAGUUAAAUUAUUAA
Salvia splendens (bonfire salvia) is the source of this 1078-nucleotide messenger RNA. Its product is annotated as pentatricopeptide repeat-containing protein At4g20770. Bases 100 to 543 code for a protein of 147 amino acids. The record is from RefSeq and is a predicted model, not a curated record. The transcript has 2 exons. Gene Ontology annotation, molecular function: RNA binding; protein binding. Gene Ontology annotation, biological process: RNA modification. Lineage: Eukaryota; Viridiplantae; Streptophyta; Magnoliopsida; Lamiales; Lamiaceae.